UUCUACACGAACACGGACAAAAUUAAGGGCAGUGACGUCGUGAUCAUAACAUAUCAACAAGGAUGACAUUACAUAGCGAAACUACUACCGAUAGCUCGAUUUGGUUAUAUUUUCCUGUUUAACAAUAGCUGAGCAAAACUAACAUUUAACGACGUCGCUGUGAGCUAAUUCAAACAUGAUGGAGCUAUGCUAACAGAAACUUAAACUUAAUGAAACCACGAACUGUCUUCACGGUCACAUUUUGAACUUUAUGACAAGACAAAACAACAACCAGACCGUCAUUUUCUAGUGAUAAUAUUCUUGUUUUGACCGUAAAAAUACAGAAAAAAAGCCAUUUAUUUUUUCAUUUUUGCCAAAAGUUGGUGUCGUAGGACUAGCUCGAGUGCUACAAACAAAGACGACACCGAGUUGGGUUCCGCUGUGACAACUUAGAGGAAAGACUACAUUUAAGUGUAAUAUAAAAAUGUUGAGUUUCCUUGGACUUGGACGUAAAGACUCAAAGAAGUCACCAACCGAGAAGGAAGCAGAUGGAGGCUUUGUUAUUGUUGGAGAGACUGUAGAAGAGCAGAGGCAGAAGAUGCAGUCCAUGAACAUCGCUCAUCCGUCAACAAACGUCAUAGUGCAGCCAUCAAAGUCAUCAUAUAAGGCUCCGGCUCCACCCACACCCUUCAGACCUCCUACUGCAUCAUCUACCACCGGCCCCACAGUAGGACCCCCAGCCGCAGACGGGGCUCCGGCUCUCCCAGAUCUCCUCGGUGAUGUCCCCUUCACUCUGGCUCCUCAUGUCCUGGCCAUGCAGGCAGGGUUUCCUAUGAUUCCAGAUGUGCUGCUGUCCCGGGACAUCAACUACAACCUGGCCAGUUUUCAGUACGACUUCACUUUAGAGAACUCAGUGCUUCAUAACAUGUAGUCUGUUUAAAUUAGUAAAUGAGGACUGUCAUCACUGUAAGGGGUUGAGGAUUGACAAUGAAAUUAUUUCCAGCUUAAAACAAACAGAGUGAACUUCUGGGAUACUUAUGUUGGUUUUGUAUUGCUUUGACAUAUCUGGGCCACCAGUGUGUGUGAAGUUUGUGUGCAGUUGUCAAAGCACACUGCAGAUACAGAGUAGUAACAUCUAUGAUACGGAUGCUGGCUUAUUACAACAAGGUCUUGUUUACAAAUUCAGUUGGAAAUGAUAAAAUUCUAUUUUUACUUUUGUUACUGGAUAGAAGUCAGAUGGGGUGAGUAGCAGGAGGUGUCGGAAAUCUGUUUAAAGUGUAAAACUGCAUUUGAAUGCUACCAAAACAGUUUGGUUUAAAAUUAUAGAUGCAUCAAUCUGGAAAUCCUGAACCAGUGUUGAAAUACCAAUAUUCUUUGUUGGUUUACUUCAUUUUCUUUGGCUAACUACUUGCUUAAAUGACCUUCCUUUACUGCCUGUACUUAACAUCACAGAAGUAUCUACAUCAACACGCAACGUGAUAUUUGAGGCAGUCUACUCGGUAGCAUACUGAUUUUGACUUAGAACUGUUGAAACAGAACUAAAGUGCAGCUGUAUUUGUGUGGUCACAUCAUCAGACAAUUUAGCGCAGAUAAAUAUCGACCACUGCCUUUGGUGAAAAUAAUCAUAUUUACCAACAGGCUGAUGGCAUCUUUCUUUUUUUCUGUCAAAUAAAUUAAAACCUGUUUGAUUAACCCAGUGUUUCAUGUUGGUUUGGUUCAGAUUAUGUGUACAACAAAUGAACAUUUUUAUUUUCACCUAAAAUCAGCCUUAUUUUCCGAUAUAAAUUUUGCAGCUGCUUAGUGCAUUAAAGAUGAGAAAACUACUACAUGUACUGUACGUAUCAAAAUCUGAUUUCGAUACAGGUCCAGACCUGAUCUGUGCAGGAUUCUACAGGAGGUUCAUGUUUCCUAAGCCAUUGAAAACUUGAUAAGAACAGUCUUUAUAAGAAAGAAAAUAUGGUUAAAAUUUACAAAGAUACAACCUAGGUUUUAAUGAUAUUGAAUUAUCCUGUGUUGGAAGACUAUUGGUUUAUAGCAGACCUGUGACUGUUGCUUUUAAAAUGAUGUCAGGUGACUAUUUUUGGUCACCUACAUAGGAAUAAUAUUUACUUUCACAAAAAGUUGCUUUGGAAAAAGUGCUUUCCUCCUGUUCAGUUCAGUUAAAACGUUCAAUCAGAGCAUUCAUUAAAACCUUAAAAGUGCCACUUCUACAUCUGCUGUUUAUUUAUGGCAGAACUGCUCUAUAUGAAGAUGGUAACAAAUGAAGACUUUCUUACAACAACUCUAAUAUUAAUUUAAUUUAAAGUCCAAUCACACAUUGUACUUUACAUGUGUCAAAAUAUUUCUCAGCCUUGAUAAAAUUCUUAUUUCCUAACAGUGAUUACAAUGCUGUAAUGCAGCUUCCCUGUGGAUACAGUAUCUGCACCUGCAUGCAUUUGUUUGCUGUAUUAUUUACUCUGUGCGUGUUUUACAUCAGUCCUGUUAGCAUGAGGUUUUCAUUUCAUGUAAGAAUGUAGUUAAGUUUGCAUAGACGUUAUGCACUUUUUACUGUAACUGCACUGAGCCACAACUGCUUCUAUUUUACCAACUUAACACCUGAAGGGUUGAGCUGUAAAAUUGAUCUGAACAACAAUAGUCACACCACACUUCUCCACGCUAUAAGUUUCUAUUUUUAGCAGAAAUGUUGGUGUAAUUUGCAAAAUAUUUUCUUUUUUUUUUCAUUACAUUUAUUCCAUUCCCCUCAGUUUUCUCACAUUACAUAUAUUUCCUGGUAUGAUUUUAAUGUGAAAGAUCAGCUAACUGGAAGACAAUUGGAAGUGACUAGAAAUGAAGGACAGUGAGACUAAUGUUUCUAAUGGAAAGACAAUCUCAGCAGCAGAGUAGCGUGGUGAGUUUGUCAUGUUUGUUUUAAUGAAUCUAAUGCUGUUACACUCAUUAGCUUAAUAAGCGAGCUUUAGCAAUACAAGGAAUUUUCCCUCUACGGUGAUGUUGUAGCUUUUCCUUAUUAUUAUGAUUACUAUAAUAGUAGCUUUCACAUAAGCAAUGCCACUUCUUAAAUAAACCAUGCUUCAACCUCUUUUACAUGACCGCUGGUGAAAAUGUAGGGGAUUAGAUGGAUUUUACUAUUAUUUAUUAUUCUGUGGUUCUUAUCAUUAGAAUUUUUUACAUGAGUGGUGUGUGUAUCUGCAUUCAUCUUAUGUUUUACACCAAACCUUAAAGAUUUGGCUGCUUUGAUUCCCAACUGAGUAUUUUGUAAGAAUAUCAUGGGGUCAUAAAUAUGGUCAGAAAUGCUGUUUACUUUGUGUACAUGAUCCACUUCUUCUUUCAACCUGCUGUGCCUUAAAUAUACAUACAUAUUUUUAAACAUUUUUGUAAAAAUUGUACUUAAAAAAAUCUAAAUCUGUUCAUUCGCCUGCUCUUUUUGUAAUCUCAACUGAUGCUGAUACUGUAUUCUACAGUGAAUAACAAUUAACUUGCAAACUGUACCAUAGUAAAAGCUUAAAAAUGGUAUAAACAUGGAUCAUAAGCAGAUCACAUUGUGUAUGACUGAAAAAGGUGAAGGUGUAUUUUGUUUCAAGUCCAAUAAAGAUCUUUUAAAAACACCA
Sphaeramia orbicularis (orbiculate cardinalfish) is the source of this 3584-nucleotide messenger RNA. It is a transcript of the gene umad1, whose product is annotated as UBAP1-MVB12-associated (UMA) domain containing 1. The transcript has 4 exons. The record is from RefSeq and is a predicted model, not a curated record. NCBI's taxonomy places the organism in Eukaryota, Metazoa, Chordata, Actinopteri, Kurtiformes, Apogonidae. The coding region runs from base 464 to 910 and encodes 148 amino acids.